This is a messenger RNA of Triticum aestivum (bread wheat), 1859 nucleotides long. RefSeq lists its product as uncharacterized. The transcript is spliced from 3 exons. The coding region runs from base 1 to 1551 and encodes 516 amino acids. Lineage: Eukaryota; Viridiplantae; Streptophyta; Magnoliopsida; Poales; Poaceae. Gene Ontology annotation, molecular function: protein binding. The record is from RefSeq and is a predicted model, not a curated record.
AUGCCAUCAUCAGCAACUCACGAUCCCGUGGACACGGCCGUUGGUGGCGCCGACGACGGGCUGAGGGGCCUGCCCGACGACGUCCUCCUCGACAUGCUGGAGCGGCUGGUGAGGGCCGGCGACGUCCACACGGCCGCCAGGACCUGCGUCCUCUCGCGCCGGUGGAGACACAUGCCUAGGUACCAGAUCCCCCACGUGUGCCUCGACGUGGCAGACUUUUACAGCCCCGCGGACGGCUGGUGCCCGGCGGCGUUGGCGAGCGCCCGGCGCCGCAAGGACUGGUGCCUGCCCUACCAGCGGCGCGCCAGCGAGGGCCUCGUCCAGGCGCUGUGGUGCUUCCUCGCCGCGCCGCCCAGCGUGCGUGUCAUCGAGACGCUGCGCCUCAAGAUGAUCCUCACCAAGUACGAGGUGCUGCGCCGCGCCGGGAGGCUCAUCGGCGAGGCGGCCGGCACCGGCAGGAUAAAGGCCGGCGCCGACGUGGAGCUGGAGCUUGUCAUGGAAAAGGAAAACCUUGAGCACGCGCCGGUGGAGGACAUGCUUGGGUACGGCGCGCGGUUCACGCAGUUCCUCCGGGGCUGCCCGCGCGCGUUCCGGGCGCUGACGAGGCUCGCCGUGGAGAACCUGUGGUUCAAGGACCCGGGCGCCGUGACGGACCUUGUACGCCGCUGCCGCGCGCUGGAGCACCUCUCCCUGCGCUGCUGCGGCUUCGACGACCCCGUGGACGAGAUGGCCGUGGACGCGCCGCCGGAGUCGCGGCUGAGGACGCUGCUGUGCCUCGAGUGCGACGUCCCCGGCGUCUCGGUCGUGCGGGCGCCGAGCCUCGUCGAGUUCCACUGCGGGUGGCGGAUGUUCCACGCGAACACGCCGCCGGCGUCGUUCGGGUGCACGCCGGCGCUCAAGAAGGUGACCCUGCAUUACCGGCCGUACCACAGGGAUGAUGAUCAUGUCGGGAGGAGGCUGAGCGAAUUUCUGCUGCUAGAGCCUGACCAGUUAGAGGUGCUCACGCUCUUGUUUGAUGAAGCUACCAAGAUUUGGGUGCGCCCAGAGAUGCCGAAGUACCUGCGGCCUGUGCUCGGCGGCCUGAAGGAGCUCCGCCUGGAGAAUGUCCACCCUGCCCGUGACCUCUCCUGGGCGCUCUUUCUGCUCGGAGCUGCACGACACUUGGAGACACUUUACAUCGAGAUCUUCAACCACGUGUGCAGCCUCAGCUGGGACAUGAAGCUCGAUGAGGACAUGGAGCCAGACGCGACAUGCCUACCACCGUCAGGGUUCAAGCACCGUCGCCUCAAGGAGGUGGUGAUCCGCCGUGCGUUCCAUGUGGCCAGGGACGCAUCGUUCGCGAGGAUGGUGGUGGAGAUGUCCGUGAACCUGAAGAAGCUUACCCUGGGCGUGGAGGACCAUGGGUGUGACGGGUGCGCGGCCGCAGAAGCUAGGCGGCCAGCGCUGGCUAGGUCGAGGUUCAGGUUCCCUGGAGCUGGUAAGGACGUGGACGCACUCGUCGAGAGAGUGAGAGGUGGUGUCACCACGUCUGCCCAGGUUGUCGUGCUCUGAUGAUUUGAGGCUUAUGAGAUUGCGUUUAUGCUAAAUUGUGCUAUUGCACGCUUCUUUGGGGAUUGUUAUGGUUUUUCGAGGGCUAGCUAUGUACCACAUGCCAAUUCCGUACUAUCAAGUGAGAUAAGUUCAGAAUUUUUAGACACUAUAAAGUGUGUUUAGUUAUUAUUCCAUCUGUUAGAUCACUAAAGUAGUGAUCUAAAAGAUCUCAUAUUAGUUUUUGUUUUGACAACAAAUCAUGUAUUAGUUUACAAGAGGGAGCACUCAAGUUUGAGGUAAGUUGACACGCUGUCCUGGUUGAAGCUUGA